Molecule: messenger RNA, 2244 nt
Organism: Cyphellophora europaea CBS 101466
Lineage: Eukaryota; Fungi; Ascomycota; Eurotiomycetes; Chaetothyriales; Cyphellophoraceae
Exons: 1
Coding region: 1-2244 (747 amino acids)
Molecular function (GO): protein binding
Source: RefSeq, a predicted model, not a curated record
AUGGCCGAAGCCGCCGCCCUAAUCGGCCUCCUCGCGGCCCUCGCCCAAUUCGUCGAAUACGGCACGCGUCUCGCAACGCGGCUCUCGGACCUCACCUCAGAAAGCUCCUCGUUCGCCGCAUUGCGUGCGCGUCUGCUCGCCGUGCUCGCCAUCGUUCAACGCAUCCGCAAACAGGCUGAGCGGGGUGUCUUGGGAGUGGCGGAUGCGGAGGUGCUGUUGCCGGUGGUCGGCGCUGUGGGGGCGGAUGUGAGGGCGUUGUUGGGGGUGGUGGAGAGGAGCAUACCGGUGGAGAAAGAGGGGGAGGGGGAGGGGAAGGAGAGCUGGGGCAGGAGGUGGGGCAGGGCGGUGAGGAGCCUUAGGGGAGAUAAGGAGGUGAGGAGGUUGGAGGGACGGGUGGGCGAGGGGUUGCAGGUUUUGGCGUUGUGGCAGACGACGACUUUGGUGGAGAUUGGGGUUGGGGAAGGAAGAGGUGCAAAAAUGAUGCAAGAGGGUUCUUGCAGGACUGCGGCUGUCUUGGAUGGGGAUGACGUUUCCGUAGCGUCUGUUGAGCGGACAGCCGAGACAGUGACGUUGGCGGCUCCGGCGAAUAGUGCGGCACCGCCAGAGAGUGAUCCAGAAGACGAUGACGGGGACCAUCUCGUCGACCCCGAGGAGGGCUACCAUUCCGCAACACAAAGCAAUACCCAGCUCAGCGUGGUAUCGAAAGCAUCGGAAAGCUCUGGCAGCACCGGUAUAGACCGCUGCUCCUCGACCUGCAGCUGCAUCUGCCACCGUCCCUACAGCAUCUCGACCCCGGCCGUCCUCGGCGUCCUCUUGGGCCGCCUCUCAGUCACCUCGAGCAGUCGCCCCCUCGCGCCGCUCCCCUGCUCAGAACGCAAAUGCCUCCGUAACACAACAGUAUCCACCCGUCUCACCUACCGCCUCCCCACCUGGCUGCUGCCCAUCGCACUGCACACGACCCUGACCUCCACCGCGCUCAACACAACCCUCAACCUCAACACGCUCCGCGUCCUCCCAGACUCGGCCCCGAUCUUCUCCAUCCUCUCGCGCGGCGACCUUCCCGCCCUGCGCGACCACUUCGCACAAGGCCGCGCCUCCAUCCACGACGUCUCCACCACCAACUGGACCCUCCUGCACACGGCCUACACGCUGGGUCACAUGCCCAUCGCGUCGUUCCUGCUGCAGCAGGGCGCCGACCCCAGCAUCGCCGCCGACAACGGCAGCAAUGUGGUCGAGCGGGCGUGGUUCCACGCGCAGAAGAGCGCGCGUGCUCCCGGCGAGUACGUGCUCUCCGACAACGAUGUGCUGCGGCAGGUGGACGCGGACGACUUCGUCGCGCAGCAGCAGUACUCGCUCGUGCACAAGGUGGUGCUGGGAUUGAGUGCGCUGCCGCUCGCCGAGGUGCUGCGCGGGUCCACGGCGGAGAUCGAUGCGGGGGACCUGCGUGGCGGUACGCCGCUGUGGUGGGCGGCCGCGCAGGGUAAUGUGCCGGCGGUGCGCACGCUGCUGGAGUUUGGCGCCGAUGCCACGGUUGGAGGGCCGAUGGAGCAGACGCCGUUGCAUGUGGCGAGGGAUGCGCGGACGGUUAGGGCGCUGUGCGAGGUGGAGAGUGUGGAUGUGGACGCGCGGGAUGCGUUGGGGAGGACGCCGCUGCAUUGCUACUGUUAUAAGCAGAUGGGCGCGACGAAGGCGCUGGUCAGGGCGGCGGUGGAGGCUGGGGCGCAGGUCAAUGCGAGAGCCAAGGGUGCGCAGACUCCGUUGCAUUAUGCCGUCAUGUUUGGUAAUGUGCAUUUGGUUGGUGUGUUGCUGGAUGCGGGCGCGGAGCUGGACGCGGUGAUGCGUGAUGACUUGACACCGCUCGGAGCAGCCGUGAGAUACGAUCAAGCUGAGGCGGCGCAGGUGUUGCUGGCACGCGGUGCAAGCGUCAAGUGGAGAGACUCGGGGAAAGGCGAGGUUCUCGAAUUGGCUGGGAGGUGGGCGGGUGUCAAGUGUCUAGACGCGUUGAUGGAUGCUCUGCACGGGCGCCAUGACGAUCUCGGAGUCAAUACCAGGGAAGCGAACAUCAUUUGGAAUGCUUACAAGAGUCGUCCGCUACGCUGGGAGGAAUUGGACCAGGCGUUUGGGAAGCUUCUUGGUACGAUGGGUCUGGAUGUCGAUCUCCUUUACCAAGGCGGCAAACAUGAGUGCACUGAGGAGGAUGGAUGUUCUGGCUGUAUGCCUUUACCCGGGGCUUUCUGCCCCUGA